Molecule: messenger RNA, 1726 nt
Organism: Dermochelys coriacea (leatherback sea turtle)
Lineage: Eukaryota; Metazoa; Chordata; Testudines; Dermochelyidae
Product: period circadian protein homolog 3-like
Biological process (GO): circadian regulation of gene expression; entrainment of circadian clock by photoperiod; negative regulation of transcription by RNA polymerase II
Cellular component (GO): cytoplasm; nucleus
Molecular function (GO): transcription cis-regulatory region binding; transcription corepressor binding
Source: RefSeq, a predicted model, not a curated record
GAGCCCGCGUGCUGCGGGGCUGCGUGAGGCUCGCAGGAAGGGGGAGAGAGACGCUGCUAGCGGCUCGAGCCUGGGCAGUGAUGUGGGGGCCCGAGCUCUGGGGGCUCUACCUACAGAACUACCGGGCUGAGGGCAAGGGCUGUAACUCUCCGACCUUGCGGGGGCUCUAUAACCCCUCCUAUGCGCUGGGGUGCAGAUGCAUCUGUCCUGCCAUCAGUUAUUUCCCAGACACCAAUAUCAACUGAACCGGGAGAGACCAUGAAAGAGCAAACAGCAGCUGUGGUAGGAGCUCCAGUGACAGACCUGAUGAUGACCACCAAGGCUCUGAGCAUGGCGUCUGGCACCAGCCAGUGCAGUUACAGCCGCACUGUUGUGCAUGCCCCACAACCUGAAUCAGAAGUGACUGCAAUAGAAGAUGCCACUGUGGGGAGUGAACAAAUUGAGCUGCCUCCUCUGAAUGCUCAAAGUCCCACUGUGGUUCUUGAGGAAUUUAAGCAAGUUGGACUAACAAGGGAGCUUUUGUCAGCCCACACUCUGAAAGAGGAGCAGAACUACAUUGAUGGGCUCCACCAGAGGAUAUUGUCGUCUCCGUACAGGUCCUAUCUCCAGCAAGGGAGCAGAAGCAACAGUGAAUAUUCCCAUAGUCAAGGAUACUCCUGUUCAAAGCAGACCAGCCCAGUUAGCUGUAGAAGUGGCAAAUGUGGGAAACUCCGUUGCCAGAAACCACUAGAGCUCUCAUACAGGCAUUCGUCUAAUAGAAAUGAUCUUCCACACAAGAAGAGAACAGCUUCUGGGAAACAGUUCUACUCUCCCUCUAAAGCAUCACAACUGAAACCCUUCAGUGUGACCUUUCCUCAUUCCUUGGCCCUUCCCAUCCAUUCUUACCCAGUGUCUGUUUUUCCUAUCCCCAUCAUGACCCCUGUAAGAGGUGAUUGUGCCACCCACUCAGUAAGACCUGAGUCCAUACCAUCACUUCUGCCCUACAACAUGCAACCCCUUCCAGCCUUCCCUUUUCCAUACAUGGGCACAUUUAUGGCCAUAUUCUUUCACAGUUUCCCCAUGUAUACUCAGAUACCUCAGCCUUUCUCUGUUGCUCAGUAUGCUUGCUCCUUCUCUUUAAAUGCGUGCUCUACAAUGCCCCCAGACCCUCUCUUCAGCAUAUCCGCAUCAAUGGUAUCAAGCCCUGUGGCGGAACCCUCUCCAAUAUCUACACCUAUGUCUGUUGAAGAGCAGCAAGAGACCCAGAGUGACCAGCCUCUACUGUUCAGUAACUCACAGAGUAGCUCCCCGCUUUAGCUGAACCUGCUUCAAGAGGAGCUGCCAAACCUUUGGAACCUCCCAAUGGAGCUGAAGCACGUGUGGAAAUUAAAUGUUUAAGUAAUACCAGGUAUUAAAUUCAAACAAGGAGGCCUAUAGGAAACCUGACUUUUGCGAACUUUGAUCAGCAAACACGAGUACUGUUCUGUGUUCCAGCCUCACAGCAGGGUUUUUUAUCACUGUCUAUAUUUUGCAGAAUGAAAAGUACAAAUCAUAGGCACCGACUCCAUGGGUGCUCCAGGGCUGGAGCACCUACGGGGAAAAAUUUUUGGGUGCUCCCUACCCCGCCCAACUCGCCUCCGCUUUGCCUCCUCCCCUGAGCGUGCUGCGUCCCUGCUCCUCCCCCUAGCUCCCAGCACUUGCUGCCGCAAAACAGCUGUUCUGUGGUGACAAGUAGCUGGAAGGGAAG